UUUUAAAAUUUGAGUGCAAAUUGCAAGCGAAGCGAAGAGAAGGUGUUCUUUUAAUCUGCUGGAGACGUCCCCACCGUAAAUCCAGUGCGACUCCGCCGAUGGACGUCCUCUUCGACACCAUCAACGUCCGGGAUCUUCUCUCGUCGCCCGAAUCUCCAUCGUCGCCGCUAUCGGCGCCGGAUCUCCGUCUCCUUAUCUCCCGCCUCGACUCUCAUUCUCUCCGGAUCAAAUCCACCGUUCAAUCAUACCUCCUCUCCCACCACGCCGAUUUCGAGUCGCUCUUCGCCCAGUGCUCGGACGUUGUUUCUAAGUCCGACCGCCUCUCCGACGACGUUGUCGCGCUGCUGAAUCUUAUAUCCGGCCAGCCGAUCGAGGCGGAUGUCGGAAGGAUAGUCCGGGAGAUUGUGGAGAAGAGGCGGGACGCCAGGGAGAAAAGGGAAAUUCUGGAGUUUGUGGAGGUUGCUUUGGAAUUGGACAGAAAAUUAGGGAUUGUUAGGGAUGAUGUGAAGAAUGGGAGAGUGGUUGAGGCUGCGGAGGGGUUGAGAGAAUUGAAGAUAGGUCUUGGAGUAAAAGGCAAUGGCGAUGCAGAUGCGGCGGCGGAAGGUGAACCGGCGGUCUACGGAAUCCUCAAAAAGCAAUGGGCCGACUGUUAUGAGGAGAUUCAAGAGUUGCUUUUGAAGUUUAUGGAGAGUGCGGUAAGGUUUGAACAGGAAGAUAGUGCAGUUCAUGUGAAGCAGCACACAACCAUUGGUGGAAUUAAUGGGCUUGAACUGUACACUGUUUUGGAAGCAAUGGAUAUUGCUGGCAUCCUCGAUUAUGGGCUUGCAAAGAUCGCUGAUUUGGUUACAAAGCAUGUGAUUACACCAUCGGUGAAUUUUAAGGCAACACCAUCAAUUGAAGAAGAAAUAAAUCAGGAUUUGGUCCCAGAGGCAGUUCUUAAGAUGGUUUCAUCAGGUGAUUCUGAGGGAGAUAGGGUAGAUGGUGAAACUAUGUACUCAAACAUUGUUAAGGUAAUUGAAUUCAUCAACAAAUUCAUAUGCUUUAGCAAUGGUUCUUGGAUGCGCUGCUUUGGAAGAUUGACGUGGCCAAGAAUGUCAGAUAUGAUCAUUUCUAAUUUCCUCUCUAAGGUUGUUCCUGACGAUGCCUCCAAGCUGGCUGAAUUCCAGGAGAUCAGGAAACACACCAUUGCUUUUGAGACAAUUUUACAGGAACUUAUGUUCAUUCCUCCUUCUGACAUCAAAGAUGAGAAAUUGAGCAAAUUUGCGGACAAUGUGGAGGUCCACUUUGCCUCUAGAAAAAAAAUUCAGAUUUUGGCUAAGGCCAGAAACAUACUUCUGCAAUCUAGCUUCAGCCUUCCCCAAGAUCAUAUCUCUAGAAUUUCUGGGGUAAAUAAAGAACAGGUUACGGAUAGCAUCCCUAAUUACGUUGUUCUGCUGUUCGCAUCAGAGAAGUGCAUGGUAUCUGAUGCAGCUAGACAGUUAAUGGAGCUUGUGCAUCAGACCCUUAAGGAUGUGUGCUUUUUACCCCCAAAAAUAGGGCUGGAAUUUUACCACACUGCUAGAAAUGCUCUGGUUCUCUACGAAGCUAUCGUACCUGUGAAGCUUCAAAGGCAACUUGAUUCAAUUAAUCAGGCUGCUGUUCUCAUUCACAAUGAUUGUCACUUCCUAUCUCAGGAGAUUCUCGGGCUUGCAUUUGAGUAUCGCCCCUACUUCCCUAGCUCUGUGAAGGAGCUCACUGUUUUUGUAGAUUUGGCUCCAAAAUUUCAACUCAUGGCUGAGGAAGUUUUGCAACGACAAAUUAAGCUUGUCAUUUCUAACUUGAACCAGGCUAUUGAUGGUGCUGAUGGAUUUCAAAAUACCCACAUGAAUAAAAAAUUCGAAUCUGCCAAGUUUUCGAUCGAUCAGGUGGCAUUCAUAAUCGAGAAAGUGCACAUAAUUUGGGCGCCGUUGUUACUUCCAUCUGUCUAUGAGAAGAACAUGGCCAUAAUUCUAGAGAAUGUCUUUACAAGAAUCGUGAAAGAAAUACUCUUGAUAGAUGACAUGGCAGCCGAAGAAACAUUGCAGCUUCAGAAACUGAUCCAUCUACUGUUCGAGCAUCUCACGUCUCUACUAGAACCUCUGCUGGCCAUUCGGCUGAGCAAGAAGUCACUUGAAUACCAAAAGGAGAAGGAUGAGUUUAUACUAUCCAUUUGGAAGUUGAGAAAGUUGGCAGAACUUUUGGAUAUGCCUUUGAAAUCAAUUACAGCUGCAUGGGAGAACGGGGAACUUGCUGAUUGUAAUUUCACGACGUCUGAGGUGGAAGAUUUUAUUCGCGCAAUCUUUGCCGAUUCCCCCUUGAGAAAGGAGUGCUUAUUUAGAAUUGAAAACUCGAACAUAAGAUAGGAUAGAAUAUAUAUAUAUAUAUAUAUAAUUAAUUUUUAAGAAAGAGGGAAAUGUUGUGAUAAAUAUGAAGACAAUGGAAUGGCUGAAUUUGAUUCA
This is a messenger RNA of Andrographis paniculata, 2477 nucleotides long. Its product is annotated as centromere/kinetochore protein zw10 homolog. Gene Ontology annotation, cellular component: nucleus; RZZ complex; chromosome, centromeric region. Gene Ontology annotation, biological process: endoplasmic reticulum to Golgi vesicle-mediated transport; mitotic cell cycle; mitotic spindle assembly checkpoint signaling. Lineage: Eukaryota; Viridiplantae; Streptophyta; Magnoliopsida; Lamiales; Acanthaceae. The transcript has 14 exons. The record is from RefSeq and is a predicted model, not a curated record. Bases 99 to 2381 code for a protein of 760 amino acids.